Molecule: messenger RNA, 988 nt
Organism: Metopolophium dirhodum (rose-grain aphid)
Lineage: Eukaryota; Metazoa; Arthropoda; Insecta; Hemiptera; Aphididae
Gene: sing
Product: protein singles bar
Exons: 4
Coding region: 173-688 (171 amino acids)
Cellular component (GO): membrane
Source: RefSeq, a predicted model, not a curated record
AAAAAUACUAUUUUUGAUAUAAUAUUACUCAGCAGGGGGUAGCUACAAUUUAUACUCUUGGAAACUGUACAGUGAUUUAUUCAUUCAAUCUACUAGUCUAGUAUGCACAGUAUAAACAAAAUCAUAUAACAAAUAUAAGAAGUACACAUUUGGAACAUUAUUUUAUCAUAAAAUGUAUAGGAUAAAUAGCCCCUAUGUUGGGUUAACCUCCCAAUCUUGUUUAUGUUCAUGUUUCAAUAUGCAGUACUUCACAACAUCUUAUGGAAUUUUAAAAAUUAUUCAAAUGAUAUUGGGGUCUAUUUGUCAAAGUAUUUUGAUGUUCUAUGGGACAAAGUACAUUCCAACAUUUGGAACAUCUUAUGAAUCAUUUCUUACAACAGUUGCUGGAUGUUUAAUGACAACAACAGUCAUUAGUGUAUCUUAUUUGUUAUCAAAAAAUACCGAAGUACUUGUUAGAUCAUCACUUUUUGAAAUAAUUUUUGGUAUUUUUGCAUCAAUCUGUUAUUUGAGUUCUUCGUCAUUAUUAACAAUAGCGGUCUAUACAUUGUUAUAUCCGAUUAUUAUGACUAUGCCAUUUACCUCCAUAUUUUCAGCAGUAAUAUUGGCUUACAUAUUAGGAUUCAUUCUUGGAGUUAUAUACGCAAUUGAUGCUUAUUGGGCAUUUAAAUACUACAAAGGAUUUUCAUAAAAAAUAUACUAAGUUUGUUUACAACUAAAUAAUAUUAAUAAUAAUCAUAAUAAUAAAAAAAAAUGUAUUUCAGACAAAAAAAACUUUUUUAAAACUUACUAUACUUAUAUUCUUAAAAAAAUAACAAAUCAGUGUUGCUGUUCCAAUGAGUUGUUAUAAUAUUUGGAAAAACUACAUUUAGUACAUUUAGAUACAUAGGACUGAAUAAUUUAAUCAUAAAUAUCUUCACGAUCACACACAUAUUGCACAAUAUCUUUGGGUCUGUGCAACUUUUCAGCAUCUUCAUCAGGUAUUUCAAAA